UGCUGACGACUGCUGCAAACUGAGAGCUUAUUUGAAUUUGGAGCAAACAAAAUAGUCGAAACGCAGUAAUAAUGACUCCACGGAUUACAUAUUUCUUACGCUCUACUUUUUAAGCCAAAACAGGGAUGAAAAAAUGAAUGGGUUCCAGUCCAUCAUUUCUGGAUAUGUCUUCACUUCCUUCUUUGUAAUGGCCAUUUCAGCCCAGAGUGGCGACACCUUUCCUGACAGUUUCAUAGGGUUUGACUCAGUCCCAGACCAAGUGGCAGAUGGCUCAGUGGUCCGUGUGCACUAUCGGUGCUCCGGGCCGUGUCAGCUCACCGUGGAGGUGGUGGACUCGACAGUGAGGAAUACAGAUUUGGUGGCGUUCAGGAGGAAGUGGUCCGGCGGCGCACCUCGGGCCCACGGAAUCCAGCAGGUGCUGCUCAGAUGGCCUCCGUCCAUUUCCCGUCGCCUCCGCUUCUUCAGCGGGAACACGCUCCACACCCGAAAUGUGACGCUCCGCGCCUGGCUGGACGGCGGGGGGACAGGCGAGGAAAUCGGCACGUACCGCGGCUCCACGUGGAAAAUCUGCAAAGAGCUGCAGGUAACGCUGCCUCCCCGGGACUGCCCGUCAUGGUCAGCUCAACUUAUCCAGCAGACGACAAUCCAUCAGUGCCCACAUGAGACAGAUGCAGUCGAUAUGCUCACGUUUCCUUUCGCGAGCACCGGUGAGCACUUCGGGGUGGUCCGCAGAUUCCAGCCCUUCGUUAACAGAGCCCUGGAGACGGCCCGCCUUCAGGCCGCUGCACGGCCGAGCGUCACCUUCUCGGCGUGGAUCUACCUGCUAAAGCGGUGUCAGAGCAGGCGCUGUGGGAUCAUCCAUCAUGUGAACGGGAGAAAUUUAUAUGACUCCGUCCUGCUGCAGCUCUCAGACUCAGGAGAAAUCAUAAUUCAGGCCCAUGUGACGACAGGAGAAGAUGAAGCAUUCCAAGCCGCUGAAGUGAUGCCCCUGUGGAAGUGGAUUAGAUUGGACUGUUACAUACUCGGCUCAAAGGUUGUCCUGAUUUCAACGUGGGAUGAGGAAACUCACCGAUCUGAAUACGAAUUUCAGAGCAGCAUCAACUUCGAUGACACUGACGGAUACUUUGUGAUUGGAGGGGGCAAAUACAUGCCAGGCAUCCAUGGCUACUUCGGGCCCGUCAAAUACUACCGCUUAGGAACAGAAGAGGUUAAGAAUGAUCUUCACCCCAAGUCAACGUUACAGGGGCUGGAGAGGGCCCAUCAAAAAUGUCAGGAAAUUAAAAGAUUCACCAAAGCUUUUCUACAUGAAGUUACCAAAACCCGCCCUUUGUCACCAGCUAACAAAGUUUCAGCCGUGUGCGUCCCGGACUUCCUCAGACUGUGGGGUCAGCUCGGAGGGAAAGAUAAAACCUGCCCCCAGACGUGGACCUGGGAAUCGCAGCUUGAGCACCAGGCGUUCUUUCACUUCUUGCUACGGAGCGAGGCGGAAAUCGGAACAGGAUCUUUUGCAACUUUGCACCUGAGAAAGACUCUGUUUGACCUGGCCGUCGGUGAAAUAUUCCCUGCUGUUGAGGCAGAGAAGGAAAUCACACUCCAAUCGAUGGCUUUACUGAAAGCAGCUUCCUGCUUUGGAAACCACAGAGCAUCGUUGCUCCUGGCCGCCACCCACCUGUCUGGACUGGGAGGCUCAGUCGAUCAGGAGGAGGGUCACGUUUAUAGCCUGAUUGGUGCCUUGGCUGAUGACCGUUUUUCCCUGAUGCACGCUGGCUAUAAACACACGUACGGAGCCGAUGGGUUUCCUAAAGACUUGCACAUGGCUUACGGCUACUAUUCCAAUGCUGCGGCGCAAAGCAGCAUAGACAUUUCCCAGGAACACAAAAAUAAGCAGUAUACACCUGAAUACAUCUAUCUAAGCAACGAUGAUUAUUCAAACAGCCUGACGGAUGAAACCAGUGAUCUCUUUCAGUAUUUAAAAUUCGAAGCAGAGAGGGGAGACACAGAAUCUCAGAGACGCUUGGGAACGAUGCUUUACUGGGGACAGAAUGGAAUCUCAAAAGACCCAGCCAGCGCAGUGAAGUGGUUUGAAAGGAGUGCCAUGCAAAUGAAGGAUCCUUCUGCGAUGUACGAGUACUCCGUCCUCCUGAUGAAGGGCCAGGGAGUGAAGAGAAACUACACACGGGGUUUUCAGCUGCUGCAGAAAGCGGCCGCUAUGGGUUCAAUUAACGCCCUGAAUGGCUUAGGCUGGUACCAUGGGACGGUGCUUAACGACCACGAGAGCGCCGUGAGAUACUUCCAGCAAGCCGCCGCAAACGGAAGCGCAGAGGGGAUGUUUAACCUGGGAGUUUACCAUCUGAGCGGGAAGAACCCCGAGAAGCCGUGGAGGAACGAGAGCGCGGCAUUCCAGCUGUUCCUGAACGCCUCACGAUUUGGCCACGUAGCCGCCUCGGUGGAGGCGGCCUGGUACCUUUCGACAGGAAGCCUACAGGCGGCGUCUCAGGAUGUGGAGAGGGCCGUGACGAUGCUGAAGAAGGUCUGCGAACAAAACGGACACCUCGGAUUUAUGAUCAGAGAGGGUCUCCUGGCCUACGUCCAGGGCUGUCGCAUGCGUCAGGCAUUCGUGAGCUACGUCCUGGCGGCAGAAACGGGCCUCGGUGUGGCGCAGGGCAACGCCGCGCACCUGUGUGAGGAGCUGGAUCUCAAAAACAAUUGUCAGUGGAGGUAUCUCAACUAUUCUAUAUUAGACCCUGAUCCCCAUCCAUCCGCUCUGCUGAAAAUGGGCGACUACUACUACGACUACUUUUCCUCCAGCACACGAGAGGACUCAUUAUCCUUGGCUGAGCAGUCCAUAUCAAUGUAUAGCAGAGCAGCUCUAGCGGGUAGCCCUCAGGGAAUGUUCAGCCUGGCUGUUCUGGCGCAACGGGGACACACUCUUCCGCCGAGCGUCCUCGGCUUGUUCAAUGCAUCACGUCGCGACGAGCCGGAUUCUGUGGUGGAGAAGAUCUUGCAAAGAUGUGUCGAUUCUGAGGACGACGAAUCUGUUGGUCCAUGUUUUCUAGCUCUGCUUGGACUCCAGAUGAGAAAAGCCCAGAAGAGAAUGACUCAGAACCACGCAGAACUCCUCUUGAUGUAUGCAUCUCUUCUCUCCAUCUUAGUCAUCAUGGUGGCUCUUCCAUUGCACAGCUGCCUUGAACGCAGACGCGGGCCACUGUCCCGGAACAGAAGGGCUUCUUCUGUCGGCCAACACGGCGCCGACCUCGACAGAGCCUUGGUCAACCGGUGGCUGACGGUAAACGGCGAGCGGCGGCUCCAGCGGGCCAGCGAGCUGGCUUUGACGCUGGCGGGCGUUUGCCUGUGCAGCUUCUGGACCGCACUCCUCUGUCAUCUCCUGUGAGCUACAAUGCCAGGUGCAGUGAUCCAGCGGCCGCAGCAAAAGCCCGCAGACGCUACAUAUUGUGAGCCGGCACAUUAUUAUUACAAUACACAACAAUUCAUGUCACACUUUGGUGCUUCUGAGGCCAGUGACUCAAUCUCAGAGCAAAGGAAGAUAGGCACCGGUCAAACUGGGACAGAGCUGCUUUAUCUGGUAGUUUCCACGGUAACCACUAAUCAUUUAUUUGUUUAUAAUCUUAAAAAAAAAACCCUCGUCUCAAAGUUGAUUUAAAGAAAUCUAAGCCUUAGUUACAGCUUCUUCAGGACGUGGUGCUGAAGGAGGAGGGUGGUAAAGAAUGAGUCUCAGUGAUGGAUUCACAGGGAGAUGUUCGCCCAGCUGUGUUCUAAUAAGUCAGCCAUUGAGGCCUGUCCCCGCUCCUAUCAGCGACUUGUCGAUGAUAAACGUCGCGCAGGAGACAGGACGCGCAACAAAAGCACACGGGGCACUCAAACACUUUCUGGAGCCAAAGGCAGAGCAAUGGAAUUUCCAAAUGUUAUUGAUUUAGUCUCUUGCGGUGCAGGUGUUCUCAGUCAGAACGUAAGAUAAGCAGAUAUCAUCCUAAAACAAUGCUAACCAGAGAUCGAAGGGACAGAAAUGUUUACAUAGCAGUGGCACACUCUUUAAAUGCACCUUUAUGUAUUUUGAAGGGAAAAAAAUCCUCCAUGUAGCAUCGUUUUUGUGCUCAUAGAAAACGGAUUGGAGAACAGCAUCUGAGGGAUUUUGUUUCUAUGCUUCUCAGCCAUAAUGAGGCAAAGUUUAUGUCACUUUGUCUGUAACAGUUAUUUACAGCCCUGGCUGACUGUGAUGUGAUAAUGUGCAGUUUAUGGCCGAUGUUCAGGGAGCUGUCAUUUGUUAAAUUAGGAGUUUCCACCGUGUAAACAGCUCCAUACAGAGCCGCCUCCCUUUGGAGUGACUGCGUAUAAUUUGGGGGCUGACUGAUGGUUUCCCUCUUCCUUUUUAUAACCCUGCCACAGACGUCAUCCGUCUCUGUCUUUAAGGAAACCAGUUAAAGAAAACAAAAGCACAGCUGGCAUGCUUGUGCAGUAAUCUCUUAAUGUGUCAUUGCACUUAAUGUGGUAGCUUUUUCAACGGGUUACUGGAGCUUACGUCAGAGUCACUUACAACAAGGUCACCAAACCCGUCUAAAGUUCUGCUAACCUGUCUGAACCAAAGAAUUAGCUCUUUGACCGUAUGUGAUUUAAACAGAAAACACAGACGAGUUCAACAGUUAGCUUUGAGAUAAAUGAUAAAGUCAAUCGUACUUCCUUGCUCACUAACUAUACCGAGUUCUGUUCUAAUUUACCUUAUUUUUAGUGGCGUUUUCUGCUUUGCAGAGCUCGGCCCCUCCCUGUGGGAUCACCAGACAGGUUACCGGCAGCCCAGAUCAACUGGUACAAAGAUACAUGCUCUACACAGAGCCAAAAAUUGUGGUCAAGAUAUGUGUGCUUCAGGUCAGCUCUCGCACAGCUGUAAUUAUUUGGUUCUUCACCGUGGCUGGUGAAAUGAUCCAGACAUUGGAUUGUAAGUCUCUGUGGACGUGGUGUCUUUUAAACCUUAGGUCUGCGAUAUUCAGUGAUCCUUACCCUAGCUGUUGCCAAGUCUACACGAUGGAUGUUGAACCUGAUGUCUAGGUGUGAACAUUGACAGGGUCAGACCAAAGGGAAUAUCGUUGGAGAUGCUUUUCUUGUGAUAAGAUGAUGUCACGUUUAUGGCAUCUCGCUGCUGUAAAGAUAUUUUGAGUCGAAGUCAGAUAUAUUCCAGCCUAGAGGGUUAAAAGCUGAAGUCUGCUGGAGCACCGAGCAGAUGUGAGCAUAGCAGUCAACCAUCGAUUCGAACUGCCGCCUUUUAUGUGUGUCGACUUUUACGCCUGUGAUUAUUUUGCCUCACGCAUUAUAUGAUGUAAGAAGGUUCUAUUCAAGUGCAGUUUACAGUUUUUUGUUAUACCUCUGACAAAACUUUAAUACAAGUCAUUGCUGUGAAUUGCUUCCUACCACACUGCCAAACCAGAUGACACACAUCCCUCGUGCACAUCCCUGAUUUAAUCUGAACAGAACGCCUAUGCUUUAUGCUUCAAAUGGGUUCAUUUCAGCACAUUCUUAUUCCCAGAAAAACUCAGGAGGGCCGUCUCACUGCACAAGAAGCAGUGGCCUACUGUGUGCUGUAUAUCGCGCCGCUGCAUCGUAACAUGUCUAAAAAUAGCUUGUAUCUCCAAACAUAACUCAGCUGGACUUUGGAAACAUCUGCGAACACUUCUCCCUGCAGGUGGUGAGGUCAUAAAAGAAGAUACAAUCUAAAACGUGUUCAUUUUGU
Messenger RNA from Menidia menidia (Atlantic silverside), 5740 nucleotides. The record is from the annotation of a GenBank genome assembly. NCBI's taxonomy places the organism in Eukaryota, Metazoa, Chordata, Actinopteri, Atheriniformes, Atherinopsidae.